Molecule: messenger RNA, 2623 nt
Organism: Saprolegnia parasitica CBS 223.65
Lineage: Eukaryota; Oomycota; Saprolegniomycetes; Saprolegniales; Saprolegniaceae
Exons: 5
Coding region: 15-2591 (858 amino acids)
Biological process (GO): cilium movement; cilium assembly
Cellular component (GO): cilium
Source: RefSeq, a predicted model, not a curated record
CGAAAGGACGCGCGAUGGAUCUUGUCGCGGCGCGGGCGACGCCGACGGACCCGAAGCUGCUCCGGCCGCUCGUGUCGCAGCAGUUUGGGCUCGUGGGCCGCAACGCCGUGCUCGAGGCCGUGCCCCAAGCCGUGCAUUUUGGCGGCUUUGCUUUGGGCGUCACGCACACGCAGCGUGUGCGCAUUCUCAACAAGUCGACAGCGACGACGCGCUUGCACCUCCUCGUGCCGACGGCGGCGCCCUUUCGCGUUGAGUACGACCGCAAGGGCAACAUUUACGCCGGCAUGAGCGAAGAAAUCUUCAUUGCGUUCACGCCGACGGAGCACAAGUACUACUACGACUGCAUCCACGUGCACAGCGCGGAGGGCAACUUUAUCAUCCCGAUCCACGGGUACCCGGUCGUCAACAAGAUCGCGUUCCCUUCGAGCAUCCACUUUGGCGCGACGCCGCUUGGCCAUGUCGCCCAGCGCGUGCUCGAGCUCACGUGCAGCGUCCCGAUUGAGUUUGAGUUUCGCAUCGAGGUGCUCAAAGCCCACAGCUCGAUCGGUAUCGAGCCCACAAGUGGCGUUAUUCCAGCCAACGGCACGGCGCAUAUCACGGUGCGCUUCCAACCCAUCGUGCUCGCCAACGUCUUUUCUGAGAUUGAGCUGCACAUUGCCCAAUUCAACUUUACGCCUAAGCUCUGCACGAUUUCAGGCUUCUCGUCGCCAGGUCUCCAGGCAACUAUCGCAGGCGGUGACGAAGAAGCCAAGGUCGAGAUGGCGCCAGAGCCCGACGAGAAGGCCAAUGCGACCGAGCCACCGCGGUGGAUGCCGAAAAGGCCAGCCGCCAAACCGCUGGAAAUGACGCUCCCGACCGAGACUACCGUUGACGGGCUCAAGAUCCCAAAGCACCUCGACAGCGUGAGUGCGACCAACUUCAUUUUGACGCAACAAGCCGGCAAGUUCAAGCCCAAGGACCUCAAGAAAGCGAUCGACGAGAACCGCGCGCUGCGCAAGCGCCAAAAGGCCGAGCAAGAGGCGCUUCGGCAGAAAACGGGCAGUGCCGGUGGGCGGCUGUCUUUCGACGUCAUCUACAUGGAAGCCACGGUGGCGGCCAAGCCUACGACGCGCCAGCUCCAAGAACUGGUGUUUCUACAAGACCUCCAAGACAUCAAUAAGAUGGAGAAGGACCUCGAGUUCCAGAGCAACCGCGAGUACAUUGGCGACGACCUCUUGACACCCGAGAGCAUCGCCACGAUUCAGCGCGUGCGCAGCGCCAACGCGGCCGAGAAGGCUGCGAAAGAGCGCGAGCUGCUUCGGCAAACGUUCCACAGCCACGGCAGCUCGGCGCAGUCGACACCACCGAUGCGAUCGGUCCUCCCGGCAUUAUUGACGCCCGCUACGUUGCCUGACUUUAACGAAUAUAAGAACGAUCUGUGGGCCAAGCGCAAGCGGGCGCUCGCCCGCUUCAUUCAAGUCGUCUCGGGAUGCAUCCUCCGACUCCGCGUCGCCAAGCGUCUGCGCAAGAUCCAAGCGUGGCUCGGCAACGCCACGACCCGCGCCGAAGUCCGGCGCAUGGUUGAGCGCGAUUGGAAGCUAGCGCUCAUGAAUGUCUCGACGACAGCGGUGGCCUCGCGGCGGCAGCAGGAUGCGAUCGGGUCGUCCGAGUCGGCCUUCGCGCCUUCGUACCAGCUCCGGUCGUUUCCUGUGUACAUGGAGAGCGACUCGCGGCUCCGGUUUCCGGUCGAGACGACCAUCGAGACGGCGUUCUCCGACUUCAAUUUCUUCCCGCUGCACGUGCCGCAUGAAGCCGACGUCACGGGCUAUAAGCCCCACCCGCUGCUCUCGAUCCCACAGUACGCGCCGCUGGAGCUCCAGCGCAAGAUGCGGUCCGGCGCGCUGCACGAAGCCGGCACCCGCGCGCCCCGUGCGAUCGCGGCCCCCAAAGACACGGAGCUUCUUGCGGCUGUCCCUGCGUCGCAGCUCAAGUGGUCCAUCGCACUGCGCCCGACGUUCUUCUGUCUCCCGCCAGCGUCGCCUCGGAUCUACACGCCGCUGGGUGCGACGCCCUUGGCGACCGACGCCGCAUAUGCGCUGCGUCCCCAGCUGCGGCCACGCAACGUGCCUCGCACCGUCAUUUCUCUUCUAGGCGAUACGCCGGGAACCAUCUCACUGAGCACGACCGUACCGUACCUCUUGCACACGGCGUGGCACUGCACCGUCGACACAGACGACCACAUGCGGCUCUGGGACCUCCCGUCGGUCGCGCCGCCGCUGGCCAUGUCGGCGUCCAACAGCGUCGAAGUGCUUAGCGACAGCGAGAGCGACAACGAAGACGAGACCAACGUCAUCGUCCCGAGUAUGGCGGACGCGGAGAAGCUCUUCCACGAGUCUGCAUCGCCGAGCCUCGCGUCGCUCGCGGCCUUUGCUCGGUACGACGCGCUCCUGCACCUCGAUGACGGGUACAAGCGAUACCGCCACGACCUCUGCGCGCAGCUACCCAAGCAAAUGGCGCUCGUCGCGCAGCACGUCAAGGACGCGCGGGCGUCGUUUGUGCUGCAAGGCCACGGCGACGUCUUGCCACUGCACCAAGGCACGUCGUGUUCGUAAGCCCUGUAUUAAAUAGUCCAUUUUGUGUCGCC